Molecule: messenger RNA, 3002 nt
Organism: Crotalus tigris (Tiger rattlesnake)
Lineage: Eukaryota; Metazoa; Chordata; Lepidosauria; Squamata; Viperidae
Gene: NOP58
Product: NOP58 ribonucleoprotein
Exons: 15
Coding region: 129-1721 (530 amino acids)
Cellular component (GO): box C/D methylation guide snoRNP complex; small-subunit processome
Molecular function (GO): snoRNA binding
Source: RefSeq, a predicted model, not a curated record
GAAGUGAGCAGCGCCUUCCGGCCGUGCGGCGCGUUUCCUUGCAGUGCGUGUUCUGUCUCGCCCGCGUUCUUUUGCCACGCGCUCGCUCUUUCCCGGGGAGCAGCAGCUGGGCUUAUCCCGCCGCAGCGAUGCUGGUUUUAUUUGAGACAGCGGCCGGAUACGCCAUUUUCAAGGUUCUAAAUGAGAAAAAGCUUCAAGAAAUUGAUAACUUAUGGAAAGAGUUUGAAACACCUGAAAAAGCUAAUAAAAUUGUAAAACUGAAACAUUUCGAGAAGUUUCAAGACACAACAGAAGCUCUUGCAGCAUCCACAGCAUUGGUAGAAGGCAAAAUCAGCAAAAAUUUAAAGAAAAUCUUAAAGAAAAUAGUAGCCAAAGAUGCCCAUGAACAGCUAGCUGUAGCAGAUGCCAAACUGGGAGGUGUAAUCAAGGAGAAACUAAAUUUAAGUUGCAUCCAUAGUCCAAUGGUUACUGAGCUGAUGAGGGGCAUUCGCACUCAAAUAGAAGGACUUAUCAGUGGCCUUCCAUCCCGGGAGAUGGCAGCUAUGUGUUUAGGAUUGGCACACAGCCUCUCAAGAUAUAAAUUGAAGUUCAGCCCAGACAAAGUUGAUACAAUGAUUAUCCAAGCAAUAUCUCUUCUUGAUGACUUGGACAAAGAAUUGAAUAACUACAUUAUGCGUUGUAGAGAAUGGUAUGGGUGGCAUUUUCCUGAACUGGGCAAAAUUAUCACAGAUAAUCUAGCAUACUGUAAAUGCGUACAAAAAAUUGGAGACAGAAUAAACGUUUCCUCUUCUGAUCUGUCUGAGAUCCUGCCGGAGGAGGUGGAAGAAGAAGUGAAAGCAGCUGCAGAGAUCUCCAUGGGGACUGAAGUGUCAGAAGAAGAUAUAAGCAAUAUACAGCAUCUUUGUGAUCAGGUGAUUGAGAUCUCGGAGUAUCGAGCAACGCUAUAUGACUAUCUGAAAAACAGAAUGAUGGCCAUUGCACCUAACCUCACUGUUAUGGUGGGAGAACUAGUAGGAGCAAGGCUUAUUGCCCAUGCUGGUUCCCUGCUGAAUCUAGCGAAGCACCCGGCAUCAACAGUUCAGAUUCUGGGAGCUGAGAAAGCACUUUUUAGAGCACUGAAGACUAAGCGUGACACCCCAAAGUUUGGUCUGAUUUAUCAUGCUUCCCUUGUAGGGCAAACAACAGCUAAAAAUAAAGGAAAGAUUUCACGUAUGCUAGCUGCCAAAACGGCUUUGACCAUUCGUUAUGAUGCCCUUGGAGAGAACACAAGUGCUGAGAUGGGAGUUGAGAACAGAUUGAAAGUAGAAACAAGAUUACGGCACCUGGAGGAGAAAGGAAUAAGACGAAUAAGUGGUACUGGGAAAGCCGUGGCCCGUGCAGACAAAUACCAGCACAAGAGUGAAGUGAAGGUUUAUGAUCCUUCUGGGGAAUCCACGCUCCCGCUGGUCCCAAAGAAGCGCAAGGAACCGGAAGCGAAUGAAGAACAGGCAGUUCCACCAAAGGCAAAGAAGGCUAAAAUAGAAAUCAAAGACGAACAGGAUGAGGAUGAGCAAGUCGAACAAGAGGAGGAACAUGUUAAAGAGAAGAAAAAGAAAAAGAAAAAACAGAAAACUCAAGAAACGUCUGUUUGGGUAGAAGAGCCAUCGACCAGUAUGGUGGUAGAGAAUACAGAAAAGAAGAAAAAGAAAAAGAAGAAAAUUAAAGAAGAGCCAGACGAUUAAGAACAGAGAGUUUUUUUGAAUGGUUUGCCUCAUGUUUGGACUUCAAGAACAUUAAUUUUUAAACUAGAUUUUUGUCUGAUCAUUAAGAUCAAGAAAUUCUGUUUAUUUUCCUUGGAAUAGGUUUUUUUUUCAAUAUUUUGUUUUUGAAACUGAUCUUAGUUUUAACAUUGCCCUGUUAAAUGGUUAUAGUUUUAUUUCAAUAAUACUAUAAACUGUUUUGAAAUUACUUAUCAAAAAAGUAGUAUGAUUGCUUGAAAUGAGUAACAGUGAGUCUCCCCUCUCCAAAGAAAACUCUAAUUGGAUUAAUUGAAUUGCUAUCAAUUUAAUUUUAUGAAGAGAAUUUUCAAAUAUCUUUUCUUGCAGCAACAUUUAGCAGAUAUGAUGCAAUGUUGUUCCAUUACAGAACAUGCUGAAAUAAUGUAUACAGAAUAGUUUUGUUGAAUGGAUACAAAUAAUCUCUGGCCUUUGAAAUUUUUAACAGAAAUUGAACUAUGCCCAUUGAUAUAGAGAAACAACUAACUUUUUUUAAAAAAAGAAACUUGCAGUCAGCACUAUUCACUUAAAUCCUUUUACAGGUAGGCCUUGGGUUAUGAUGGAAAUUGAGACCAGAAUUGUGGUCAUAAAGCACAAUGUGUGAUUUACCAAAGCGACUUACAACUCCUCCCCCCCCAAGCUUCCCCAUUGACUUCUAUGAAGCCAGCAGGGAAGAUUGCAAAUGGCUACAACCUUUGUAAGUGCAGACUAAUUGUCAAGCACCCAAAUUGUGAUCGUGUGACAGGUGUGAUAGUUGAAACUUGAAUGAAUGGCACAUAAGUCCCCCUUGUUCAGCACCACUGCAGCUUCGAAUGAUAACUGAAUCAGUAUUUGGUUAAAUGAGAAACCAUGCUGUUUCCUUUCUGUUUGCCCCACUCUUUGUACUGCUGGCUGAGAAGCAAGAAUCAGCCCAAACUCACAUGAACUGCUUCCCCUGACUUCCCUGGCCUUCAAGAGCAGCAAGAAAAGGCAGCAGAAAAAGAGGCAAUAUCAGGGGAAUUAAAAAGUUCUCUGUGGGAAACCAUGAACUUUAUAGGAUAACUUUAGCGUGAAAAGAACAUGGGAAGAUACUAACAGGUAUCCCUGAAUAAAAGUGAUGAGAAGCUUUGUUUGAUAUUUCACCAAGUGGCAUUGUGUUUGUGGUUUGUGUUUUCCCAACCAGAUACCCUUUUGAAAUCUUAUAUCCAAUAUUUUCUUUGCCAUGUCCCAAAAGAUACUGAUUAUAAAGAGAGAAAAAAUUGGUCUAUA